CUCAACUUACAGAACUGGCUUCUUGGGCUUCGGGAGUGUUUCCCAUUUAAACAAACAGUGCCGAAGAUGGCGGAGAGUUAAUGGUGUAAAGAAGAAAUUAUCGAUCCGGUAGAGAGAUACGUCCACAAGACUACAUUGACCAGCCCACAUAGGACCACACCCCCAGAGAGAGGGGAGGGGGGAUCUGAUCGUCCAUCAUCUCGGGCGCUGUCACAAGGUUUCAUCAGACAACAGCAAGCGGGGGUUUUGUCUAACGAUGAGCAGCAGACAGGGGAGGCAGGUAGACAGGCACACAGGGAGGCAGACAGGAGGAUAGGCGAGAAGAGACACAGGUGCUGAUAUGUGUACACGAUGAGCGGACUGGGGGAGAACUCCAUGGAGCCUCUGAGCUCAGAAAACCGGAAACGCAAGCUCUCCACUUGCGACACGCCUGGUCUGGGGUGUGAGAGGAAGCGACGGGAGCAGGAGAGCAAAUACAUAGAGGAGCUGGCAGAGCUGAUCUCUGCCAACCUCAGCGACAUCGACAGCUUCAACGUCAAACCAGACAAAUGUGCCAUCCUCAAAGAGACGGUGCGCCAGAUCCGCCAGAUCAAAGAACAGGGAAAAGCUUCAUCCAACGACGACGACGUCCAGAAGUCAGAUGUGUCCUCGACAGGUCAGGGGGUCAUUGACAAGGACCACCUGGGGCCGCUCCUGCUGCAGGCUCUGGACGGCUUCCUGUUUGUGGUGAACCGGGAGGGCAGCAUCGUGUUUGUGUCUGACAACGUGACGCAGUACCUACAAUACAAACAGGAGGAGCUCAUCAACACCAGUGUGUACAAUAUUCUCCAUGAGGACGACAGGGAGGAGUUUCACAAGAACCUGCCCAAGACCAACAUAAAUGGAGUGUCGUGGGGAAGCGAGGCAGCCCGACAGAAGAGUCACACCUUCACUUGCCGGAUGCUGGUCAAGUUUGGCCACCCCCACGGCCCCAUGGAGGAUGGGCCAGGAGGGCCACGCUACGAGACCAUGCAGUGUUUUGCUCUUACCCAACCCAAGGCCAUGAUCGAGGAGGGGGAAGACCUUCAGUCAUGUAUGAUCUGUGUGGCCCGUCGGGUGACAGCCAUGGAGAGAACGGAGAGUUUUAAUACCCGGCAUGAGCUCUCAGGUAAACUGAUCCAGAUCGACCAGAACUCUCUGCGAGCGUCAAUGCGUCCAGGCUGGGAGGAUUUGUUGAGGCGUUGCAUUCAGAUGUUCCUUCAGCACAGUGACGGGCAGCCCUGGUCGCACAAACGCCACUACCAUGAGGCCUUCCUGCAGGGUCACGCUGAGACACCCUUGUACCGCUUCUCCCUGUCUGACGGCACUCCGGUCACAGCCCAGACCAAGAGCAAACUGUACCGUCACCCCAUGAGCAACGAGCCGCAAGGCUUCAUCUCCACUCACCUACUACAGAGGGAACCAAAUGGCUAUCGCUCAGCUCAGGGUGGGAGCAUGAUGCCAAACACUAUGAGACAACCCGGCAUAGGAGGCCCCAACCCGAAUGCCCAAAUGAAUAUGAACACCAGUGGGGGGAUGGGCAUGGGAGGCAUGGCCAGCAUGAGCAGAGGCUACGGCAUGAACGAGCAGGGCCACAUGGGUCACAUGGGACCGAUGGGAGGCGCAUCUAUGUACGGAGGGAGCGGUGGAGGAGGAAGUGGAGGUGGAGGCAUGGGCAACCGCAUGAUGCCGAUGAAUCAGAUGGGGCAGAUGAAUCAGGUGGGGCACAUGAAUCAGAUGAAUCAGAUGGGUCCCAUGAAUCACCCGGGACAAGGCGUGCAGCAGCACCCACAGCAGCCCCCGUUUCAGAGCAGCGGAGGGUUUGGGCUGAGUGGCAUUAACAGCCCUUCAGGAAGCCCGAGAAUGGGCUGCCCUCAGCAGGGGCUCCUGAUGUCACCCCGGAACCGAGGGAGCCCAAAGAUGGGCGCCAACCAGUUCUCCCCUGGAGGUAUACACUCUCCCAUGAGUGGCAUUGUCAGUGGGGGAGGAAGUGGGGGAAGCACCACCACCUUCUCAAGCAGCUCCCUAAACGCCCUACAAGCGAUCAGUGAAGGAGUAGGAAGCUCCCUCCCCUCAACCCUGACGUCGCCAACGCCAGCCCACAAACCAGACAGCUCUCCCAGCGUCCACUCCUCCUCCUCUUCUUCUCAGCCCAGUCAGCAGGCCAAACUUGGCCAAGAUGGCUCCAAAAGCCCAGCAGGAGGCAUAGGGCCUGGGCCCAGCGACCAUCACCACCCCAUGCACCAUCACCACCAUCAUCAGCAUCCUCAGGCUGAGAGUUCUGGAGACCGACCAGACAGCCAGGCAGCUACAGCGACUAAAGAGUCUGGAGAGGGAAGCAAUGAGGCAGGGGUGGCCAGCUCUGAACCACCUCGGAGGGUGCCAGACAGUAAGGGGCAUAAGAAGUUGCUGCAGUUGCUGACAUCCCCAACUGAGGAGCUGGGAAUAGGUGGCAGCGGGUCAAAAGGGCCCCCUGUACCACCCCCGUCAACCAGCAGCAGCAUUCCUGCAUGCUCAGAUGGUAAGGACCCCACUGGAGGCAUGACUAGCCCAUCAUCUACUGGGGUGUCCUCUUCCUCUUCAGCCAAUCCAGGCCAGACCACCGGGCCAGGGGGCGUGUCAACAUCAAUAUCGCCCGCCCACUACACAGGCUCGCUGCAAGAAAAGCACAAGAUCCUCCACAAGCUUCUUCAAAAUGGAAAUACCCCAGAUGAAGUAGCUAAGAUCACAGCCGAGGCUACAGGAAAGGUGACACUGGGGGGCCAGGAGGGGGAUGAGGCUGGGACAGUAGGAUCGGGAGCCGGGGUCACAGAGCCCAAGCAGGAGCAACAUAGCCCCAAGAAGGAGAAGACCCACGCCCUCCUCCACUACCUCCUCAACAAGGAUGAUUCCAAAGAGCCGGUGGAUGUCAAGCCUAAACUUGAAGAGCUAGAUGGGAAGGGAGCCCCGGGGGCCGCUGGCGGCCCUGCACGGGGCGGCCCUGGAUCUGGGCCUGGCCCUGCCCCUGAUCAUCCUGAGAGCAAGAUCAAGUCAGAGCCACCUGAUGACUUGCACAACCUGGAGUCUAUCCUUGGAGAUUUGAGGGGUUCAAGCUCUGACUUUUACCCGGAUCAAGCUGGAGGUGGAGGGGCUAACGACACAGGAAGCAAACCCCAGGGUUGCCUUGACGACAACCUGCAGGGGAGUCCAGGAAUGGGUCCGGGACCUCGGGGGCCCUUCCAGAGGGCCAUGUCCAUGGAAGGGAAGCCUCUUGUUGGGCCUGUAGGAGCAGGCAGACGCCCUAUGCUUAUCAAGCAAGAGAACAUGAUGGGCAGCCCAGAUGGCUACCCAGGAAACAUGGGACCAAUGAAUAGGGGAAUGGUUCCUCAGAGGUCUCCCAUGGGGGGGUCAGGGGACUGGGGCAUUGCCCGCUCCAGUGCUAGCCCAGUAGGCUCCGCAGGACACCCAUCCAUGAUGCGCCCAGGCAUGGAGUACAACAAUAGCAAGGGCAUGAUGUCAGGAGCUAUGGUCGGCCGCUCCAACAGCGUACCAGGCACCAGGUCUAUGCUGCAGCAACAGCUCAUGGAUAUGGGAGGCUCUGCUGACAUGGGCAUGGGUAUGAGCCCCUUCAGCCAGCAGGGCCAGCCCAACCAGUCCCCCUCCUGGCCGGACACUAUAAUGGGCAUGGAGGGUAACAGACGCCAGUUUGGAAACACCUUAGAUGAUCUUCUGGUGCCUCCCACCACCAGUGAGGGUCAGAGCGAUGAGCGGGCGCUUCUGGACCAGUUGGACUCUCUGCUGAAUAACACAGACGGCAUCGCUCUGGAGGAGAUAGACCGAGCCCUGGGCAUCCCAGACCUCGUCAGCCAGAACCAGGGAAGUGAGCAGCAGUUGGAGCCUUUCCCAGGGCAGGACCCAUCCAUGGUGCUGGACCAGAAGCCUCUUUAUGGACAGGGCUAUCCCGGACCCCCCGCCAUGCCUAUGCAGUCUGGCUAUGGAGGGAACCCCAUGCAGGGACAGGCUCAGCAGGGUGGGUUUGGGCCCAUGCUGUCUCAGAUGGGCCAAGGUGGCAGCUUCCCUGGUAUGGGUGGAAUGGGCGGCAUGGGGCACCCUCGUGCCAACAUGAUGAGACCCAGGAUGAUGACGGCCAACAAGCCCAUGAGGCUCCAGCUGCAACAGAGGCUGCAGGGACAGCAGUUCAUGAAUCAGACACGGCAGGGCAUGGGCAUGAAGAUGGAGAACCCAGGAGGCAACCCUGGCAUGAGGCCCAGCAUGCAGCCUGGCAUGGGAGGACAGCCGAGCUUCAUCAAUGCUCAGAUGAUGGCUCAGCGCAGCAGGGAGAUGGUCACCAUGCAGAUGAGGAGGCAGCGCAUGAUGAUAAUGAUGCAGCAGCAGCAGCAUGCGGCAGCCGCUGCCGCAGCCGCAGGAGGAUUCAGUCCCCCUCCAAACGUUACGGCUCCGGGUGGCAUGGAGAACCCUAUGGGAGGGCCAAACAUGGGCCAGCCGGGCCCCCAGCAGUUCGGCUAUAGUGGGAACUAUGGGAUGGGCCAGCAGGGAGACCCCUCGUUCGGCCCAUCAGGCGGCAGUCCUUCUAACGCCAUGAUGCCCAGCCGCCUGGGGCCUCAAAACCCCAUGAUGCAGCAGCACCCACAGGGCGGUCCCAUGUACCAGGGGGCAGAUAUGAAAGGCUGGCCGCAGGGAGGCAUGGGACGCAACAGUUCAUACCCUCAGCAGCAGUUUGGCCAGCAGGGACCUCCGGGGCAGCAGCAGUUUGGGCAACAGGCGAAUCCAGGCCAGUAUGGGGGCAUGAUGAUGAACGGGGGCAUGCCAGCCAGCGGAGGAGGAGGUCACAUGGGCCAGAUGGGAGGGCAGAUGGGUAUGAACCCAAUGGUGAUGGGACGCAUGCCGAUGGGGCCUGAUCAGAAAUACUGCUGAGCAUCGUGACGGAAGCAUUCGUCUCACUGUGAUCUCUGUUCAGAGAUAGGACACGGCUGCAGCACUGGAGGGUGUGUGGAGGACCAGGCGGUGUGUGUCUGUGUGUAGUGCUGCACUCCCACCAGACGGGGGAGUGAACUUCCUUUGGACUCACAGCCAGUAAUGGCAGUCUGGCAACAUGGGGAAAACAGACAGACUGUCACAAACAGAAAUGAAAACACGCAGUGUUCAUAAAAAUCAGAAACACUGUGACACACACAUAAAUCCUAAAACAGUCAGAUAGAUGUGAUUCCUCUCAUAGACUGUAGUUUGAUAUUCCUCUCUUUAUGAGCGGUGUGUGUGUGUGCGUCUCAGUAAACACACGUCGCUCACUGGACCAAACGGUGAAGGUGGACAGACACUUGAGUCGAUCACAAACAUGAACAUGGACAAACAUGUUAAGACAUCCUCUCCUCUGUCGAAUGUACCACGAAACUGUGUUCCGAUUUAAAAUGUAGGAUUCCUCUCUUGUUUCUGAACUUUGUGGGAUUUUAGUUUUUACCUGCCGUCUCUCUGCUGCUCCUGGAGGAUCUCUGCGUACGUAAAGUAAACAUGGUUCUAGAUGAUGAUGAACCAUCAUAUUUUGACACUCAGAUGAAUGUCAUAAAGCAGUAGUAGCACAUUGUUUUGUCCUCCAGGAUGCCGCUGGGCUAGUACAAGUGAAUUACUUGUUGGCUUAUUGCACUUUAAGGAAAGGCCAACAUCAAAAGGAUUGUGGCAAUAUAGAGGCCUUUACCCAAGAAUUAAUGCAUAGCAGCAGUUGUUUAGUGUGUGUGUGUGUGUGUGUGUGUGUGUGUGUGUGUGUGUG
Messenger RNA from Perca flavescens (yellow perch), 5779 nucleotides. RefSeq names its product nuclear receptor coactivator 3. The coding region runs from base 352 to 4932 and encodes 1526 amino acids. Lineage: Eukaryota; Metazoa; Chordata; Actinopteri; Perciformes; Percidae. Gene Ontology annotation, molecular function: nuclear receptor binding; protein dimerization activity. The record is from RefSeq and is a predicted model, not a curated record. Gene Ontology annotation, cellular component: nucleus. Gene Ontology annotation, biological process: positive regulation of transcription by RNA polymerase II; cellular response to hormone stimulus. The transcript is spliced from 24 exons.